GUCAGGGAGUAGCGAGAUUGCCACAGAUGCAGCGAAUGCUUCGUCUAGUGUAGGUAGAGGAGUGUAGAUCGUGCUUUGGUUCGCGCACGUUCGUCAGAGUUUAUGUCCGCAAUGGACGGCUUGAUACCUGUUGCACGACCCGGCGCGGACCGGUUCGAGUCAUUCACGUAUCGACGUUUGUCGUAGAUAGAAGAGUGAUUUAUAUUCCAGUGACGAUGAAUUGUCGUGAUCAUCAUUGUUGACGUUUCUCGUGGUGUGACAGUACAGGCUACCAUCGUUGCCGUGCGUCACGAUUUUCGUGUGCAAAUACAGCGCAGGAUAUAUUUGCCACGAUUGAAACAAUGGGGAUCGUGCAGAGCCGUGCCGGCGAAAGCGAUGGCGGUGUGCGUGAAGUAUUCAUUGGUGGUAUCAAGGGCGGCACGCCUCUUCAAUCCUAUCAACCUAGCCUUGGCAUGGGAAGUUUGGGUGGACCACACGCACGGAGUGGCAGCGUCCGUGGCGCGCCAAGGCAACCAAUGCCCGACGCUGUGGAACUCGAAAGGCGCUUCACCAAAGUGUUGGCUUCGAUGGAUUUGCCUCCGGACAAAGCGAAGCUUUUAAAGCAGUACGACAACGAGAAAAAAUGGGACAUCAUAUGCGAUCAAGAAAGAGUGCAAGCUAAGGAUCCACCAUCCCAUUAUUUAGCAAAAUUACGUACCUAUCUGGAUCCAAAAGCUUCGCGAAGCCAUCGAAAGAGGAAAAUGGUUGGAGAGUCAACGUCGACUCAAGUAUUACGGGAUUUGGAAAUUUCCUUGCGCACGAAUCAUAUAGAAUGGGUGAGGGAGUUCCUAGACGAAGAAAACCAGGGUUUAGACGCCCUUAUAGACUACCUCAGCUUCAGACUGCUCAUGAUGAGGCACGAACAACGUCUCUUGGAAUCUCAUGCGAGUUCUGAAGAAAAAUUACAAACCGUUGGUUCCGGGGAUACUUCGCCCUUAAAUAACGGUUGUCUUAGACCGCCGCUCCACGAACUUAAAGAUAGUCCCGGCGUUAAAAGAAGAUCUCGACACGUGGCACGAUUGAACAUGGGCGAAGCGAAAGAUGACAUUCACGUUUGCAUAUUAUGCAUGCGUGCUAUCAUGAAUAACAAGUAUGGUUUCAACAUGGUCAUUCAGCAUCGUGAAGCAAUCAACUGCAUCGCGCUCAGUUUGAUGCACAAGAGUUUGAGAACAAAAGCUCUAGUUUUGGAACUUCUUGCUGCUAUCUGUUUGGUAAAGGGUGGUCAUGAAAUUAUUCUCUCCGCGUUCGACAACUUCAAGGAAGUUUGCUCGGAGAGACGACGAUUUACUACGCUUAUGGCAUACUUCACCCAAUAUGAUAGUUUCCACAUAGAAUUCAUGGUUGCCUGUAUGCAAUUCGUGAAUAUCGUUGUUCAUUCGGUAGAAGAUAUGAAUUUCAGGGUUCAUUUGCAAUAUGAAUUUACCAAACUUGGUUUGGACGAGUAUCUUGAGAAACUGAGGCAUACCGAGAGCGAGGAUUUGCAGGUUCAAAUCUCUGCGUAUCUAGAUAAUGUAUUUGAUGUAGCUGCCUUAAUGGAAGACAGUGAAACCAAGACUGCUGCGUUAGAAAAAGUAGCUGAAUUAGAAGAUGAGCUUGGUCAUGCACAUGAUAGGAUGACAGAAUUAGAAAGAGAAUCGCUUGCAAAAUUAGCGGAAUUAGAGACUGAAUUAGGUGCGUUAAAAGUAGAAUACGCUGAUGCUAUAGAAGCUCGUCGAUUGGCCGAAGAAGAAUUGACAGCUUUGAAAAGGCAAAAACAAGAUUCUGCUCGAAGACAAAGCGUUUUAGAGAACAAAAUAAUCGAAUUGGAAACACUUACUGGAACCCUCACGAAGGGUUCAUCAACAGCCAAUCUUCGGAAUGGAUGUGCUACGAGUCCUGUCAGUAAUUCAGAUAAUGUUACAUGCUCUACGCUUAAUUCGACUCCGUCUCCGACAUUAGAAGAAUCUCCACCAUCCGCUCCAGCACCACCUCCACCACCUCCUCCUCCGUGUCCACCACCACCUCCUAUGGCACCUCUUUCUCCCGGAGAUCAAAAAUUACCGCCACCUGCACCUAUACCUCCACCACCUGCUGGAAUGAUGCAAGCACCAGAUGGAGCAAUGACUAUUAAACGAAAGGUUCAAACAAAAUAUAAACUUCCCACGCUUAAUUGGAUUGCAUUGAAACCUAAUCAAGUACGAGGUACUAUUUUUAAUGAACUGGAUGAUGAUCGACUACACAAUUAUAUAGAUUUUUCCGAUUUCGAAGAAAGAUUUAAAAUUGGAAUGGGAAGUCAUGUUGCUAAUGGCAAUAAUGAAAUCGAUGGUCUUCAAAGUUUUCCUAGUAAAAGAUUUAAGAAACCAGAAAAUGUAUCGCUUUUAGAACAUACCAGAUUGCGAAAUAUCGCUAUAUCGCGAAGAAAAAUGGAAAUGCCAGUAGAAAAAGUUAUUAUGGCAGUAAAUGCUUUGGAUUUAAAAGUACUUUCAUUGGAAAACGUAGAAUUAUUACAACGUAUGGUGCCUACAGAUCAAGAAAUAAAAGCAUACAGGGAAUAUAUUAUAGAAAAGAAAAAUGUUAAUCUUCUAACUGAAGAAGAUAAGUUUUUGAUGCAACUCGGUAAAGUAGAAAGGAUAUCAACGAAAUUAUCUAUUAUGAAUUAUAUUGGAAACUUUUUUGACAAUUUACAUCUUAUUACACCACAAAUACAUGCUGUGAUAUCUGCUUCAAGUUCAGUUAAAAGUUCAAAGAAACUAAGAGCAGUAUUAGAAAUUAUUCUUGCUUUUGGAAAUUAUUUAAAUAGUAGCAAACGAGGCCCAGCGUACGGGUUUAAACUUCAAAGUUUAGACACAUUACUCGAUACGAAAUCAACGGACAAGAGAAUGUGCCUUUUACAUUAUAUUGUAGCAACAAUACGAGUCAAGUUUCCAGAAUUAAUUAAUUUCGAAUCGGAACUUAUGUACAUUGAUAAAGCUGCGACCGUUUCAUUGGAAAAUAUAACUACCGAUGUACACGAAUUAGAAAAAGGAAUGGAUCUUGUAAGAAAAGAAUUCGAACUUCGUGGUAAAGAAAAACAUAACACUGUCUUGCGAGAUUUCUUAAAUAAUUCCGAAGAAAAAUUGCGUCGUUUAAAAUCUGAUGCUCGUGCUGCCGGUGAAGCAUUCCGUGAAUGCGUUGAAUUUUUUGGAGAAAGUCCUAGACAAGCUGAUGCUAAUACAUUCUUCUCUCUCCUUGUUAGAUUCGCAAGGGCAUUUAAGGCUGCGGAUCAAGAAAAUGAACAGCGUCGUCGAUUAGAAGCUGCUGCUGCAGAAGCUUUAAACGCCUCAGAAGAUGUUAUUAAACGUAACAAAUUAAAUCAAAAAAAGCAACAGGUACAUUUUAUUAAUUAUUUAUUGUUAUUUUUUCUAUUAUUUAUUUCAAAAUAUAUACCACAGAAAGUUGUAUUCCUUAUCUUGUUGCACGUUAUAUACUUGACAGCUUAUAAUCUAUUUAUUUUUUUUUAA
This is a messenger RNA of Apis florea (little honeybee), 3518 nucleotides long. RefSeq names its product formin-like protein (gene Frl). Gene Ontology annotation, molecular function: actin filament binding; small GTPase binding. NCBI's taxonomy places the organism in Eukaryota, Metazoa, Arthropoda, Insecta, Hymenoptera, Apidae. The record is from RefSeq and is a predicted model, not a curated record. Gene Ontology annotation, biological process: cell migration; cortical actin cytoskeleton organization; regulation of cell shape. Gene Ontology annotation, cellular component: cytosol.